AUGAGUGCCUCUUUACACAAACACCCUGAACCUGGCUUCAGGCUGGACCUUAUUGCUGCCAACGUGGCGAACCCAAAGUCCACGGGGCCGCUUCCUGCGUCCUUGACGACUCAGCUCAUGGAUCAAGCCAUCAACGCUUCAGCAGGCCGGCAUCGGGGCUGGGUGUUGUGCGGCUGCCCGUCGUCCAUGGAGGAGACCUCGGCCCUUUUCUUGGACCUCCCCGUGCCGCCAAGCGAGCCGGCAGCGGAUCCGAAGAAGAAGGCCAAGCCUCCCGAGGAGCCUGUGAUCCCAGACGACGCCAAGGUCAAAGAAGGCUUUCAAGUCGACAUGGUUAUUCAGGUUACCAGCGCCGACGAGGUCUGUUCUGCGAGGGCGCAGGCGGCAGAGGGCAAGCCGUACGUAGAGAAGGAGUUCCAAGCAGCCCUGGAUCUGUGGAAGAAGGAUACCGAUGCCGUCAGUCAGUUCUUUGUCGAGCGCCUGGGUGCUGGGCAGCUGGCUCUUUCGGCCGAUGCAGCGGCAGAGGCCGAGAAAGAAAAGCAUGAGGCCGAGGUGAAAGCCGCGGAGGAGGAGGAGCGAGAAGCACCUCCUGCCCCGGAUCCUGCAGAUCUCGUGGUCCUGGCGUCAGGAUCCUGGGCCUGGGUGGACAACGCGAUCUCCACCGUGGUGGAGGCAUUGGAGGUAGGCAGCUGCAAGAAAGGGGACCAUGCCGAGCCCAAGAGGGCCAAUAGGAACUCGCUGGCCAGCGGGGUGUUCAUUACCAGGAUGGGCGAGUAG
Symbiodinium natans is the source of this 774-nucleotide messenger RNA. Lineage: Eukaryota; Dinophyceae; Suessiales; Symbiodiniaceae. The record is from the annotation of a GenBank genome assembly.